ACACACACACACUCGGGCUCUUUAGCGUGUGGAGGCUGUUUCCAGCGGAGCGCGGUUUGUGUGACACCGCAUCCAGUGUCUACUGCGCUAGAUUUUUAUGCUUCCGCGUUUGAGGGCGCUCAGUUCUAUCCAGCAACGGUGGCACUUCCUAAAGUUCCGAAAUGCCAGCUAGAAGAUCACUGAAAUCGGAUGAUCCGUUUGUGAAAAAGUCAUUUAGUCCUUCAAAAUGCAGAAGGAAGAAAAGUAUUACAACUUAUUCUCCAACAACUGGAACUUAUCAAAUGAGCCCAUUUUCUUCUUCUACAACCCCCAAAGAACAAGAGUGCGGAAACAGACCAUCAAAUGGAAAGACAAAGCAGAAUAACCUCAGCUCACCUGCGAGAGAGGAAUCCAUAGCAAAAGACAGCAAUGGAUUCAUAGUGCUGCUAUCUAAAAUUGAGAGAUCAGCAGAAAACACCAUGGAGAUAAUGAAGAAUUUAAGUAGUAUACAGGCUUUGAAGAAUAACAGAAGACUUGAAGAUCUCAUUGGUGUUUCCCUGGUCCCAUGUUCCUUAAAAAAUGAAGUAGAGAAAACUAGAACACUAAUGACAAAAGCAACAGAACAAAAGCUGUUUGAUAAGAAGAAUUCAAAAAUUCCCCCCAAAGAACAUCAUCUUGACAGCUUCAAAUUCCUUAAAGCCAUUUUGAACUGAGUGUUACCUUCAAGUCUGACAACUGUGUCAAUCUACAUGAGUGUUAAUAAGAAUGCAACCUUGCCUGACAUGAAGAGUUGGUGAAAGUAGACUGUUAAGUGUGAAAACCACCUUCUCAGACAGGAAGCAGAUCAUCUAUGGAUAAACAGGAAAAAAUAAAAGAGUUCAUUGUG
Molecule: messenger RNA, 865 nt
Organism: Microtus ochrogaster (prairie vole)
Lineage: Eukaryota; Metazoa; Chordata; Mammalia; Rodentia; Cricetidae
Gene: Itgb3bp
Product: integrin subunit beta 3 binding protein
Biological process (GO): regulation of DNA-templated transcription; CENP-A containing chromatin assembly
Cellular component (GO): nucleoplasm
Source: RefSeq, a predicted model, not a curated record